AUGAUUCUCUCUGACUUCAUAUCCAUUAGAGUUGUGUCGUUGAGUGAAGACUUUGUAUUAACGUAUGUUUUACUUCUUCCCUGUCUUCCGAUAGCGUGUUCGUCAGCCUAUGAUGUGAAACAUAAUUCAAGCGAAUACUUCGCGUGUACUAUCGGUUGCAACAAUACUGUCACUACCGUUGGUGCCGAUGCCCUCAACGGCCACGACAUUAGACCAAAAGUGCAAUCCGUUGCCAACGAUGACAACCAAGCGAUCGGCGAUUCCAUCAACGAUAGCGACGCCGAUAAUAGCGAUCAAAUGUUUCUGUCACCCAUUAAUAUGUUUAAAUCGCUGUUCGCAUCGCUGGCCAAUCGGGGCUCAGGACCCGUUGUGAUCGAGCGCUCCUCGAUGUCCGUCUUUUUGAGCCGUAACAGCGAUGGAGAGUCCAAAAUAAUGGUCGUUCAGUCAGAGCCAGAAGUGGUCGUUCAUCAAUACCCAGACCUCAUGCAACAGAGCGGGACGAUCUCCGCAACUGGUCGGCCAAAUCGUGUUGCUUUGAUUACGAGGGUUAAGACACUGGUUCACAAACAUUGUCGUAAAGAUGAGGGCAAACCAGACAUCAGUGAUAAACCGCUGAAAUCCAUUUGCAUCAACAAAAAAGGACAUCCAUUGAGUGAUAGCUUUUGCAACGGUCUGUCCGGUCGGCUACCGAUGGGCGCCGACUGCGACCAUAUCGUUGACAGUCUGGCCAAAGGUAUCAAUCCCUACCCGACGCCCAGUGUUAGUGUCCGUCCGCCACAGCAUUCCGGUCCCAACCAGUCAUCCACUGCCAGACCUAACCCGCAGUCGACCGCAGUUUCCAUCCAAACCAAGACAAACAUGGCUAAGAAGAGCACUGACGCCAAUACCCAACGCGGAACUCCCGAUUCGUAUGGGAAACAAUUGGACCAACUCUUCUCCACGUGUCUACUAUUCACCACAUCUAAUGGAUUCUCUUGUGUCCAAAUGGAGACAUCGAAAUACGACAGCGAAUCAGUGACUGGUAGUGAAGAACACAUAACAACGGAUAACAAUCGGCCAAAACUCGAUGUCUCCAUUUGGACACAAGAGAAUCCAUUAGAUGUGCCGGUUUUGAGCUACAGAGGUAAUCUACACCACUUUAGUAGACACGUGGAGAAGAGUUGGUCCAAUUGUUUCCCAUACGAGUCGGGAGUUCCGCGUUGGGUAUUGGCGUCAGUGCUCUUCUUAGCCAUGUUUGUCUUGGUUUGGAUCUGUUGUGCGACCACUACUACAGCACCCGAACAACAUAUCAGAGCCCGAAAGGUGGGACAGGGAAGUGAUCUCAAGUAUCUCUGUCUCUAUGAAGAACCCGUCAAACUCAUGAUUGACGACAAACUGCCCACUUAUGAAGAACUGGAGGCACAAAAACAAUUCACCGAAUCUAAUGAUAUAAUUAAUAAAAAUACUACCGAUUGUAAAGAGUAGUAUCAAUGAAAUGACAAUUAAGUGAAUAAUUAUUUCUCAAUUUUGGUAUUAAUUUUUUUUUGUAUUAAACCGAUUCAGA
Messenger RNA from Medioppia subpectinata, 1543 nucleotides. The record is from the annotation of a GenBank genome assembly. Lineage: Eukaryota; Metazoa; Arthropoda; Arachnida; Sarcoptiformes; Oppiidae.